UCAGCCACCCCGGACCACGGGCCACAGUCGCUUUUCCCGCCGAGGCCGAGGCGCCCCAGAGCCAUGGCCGGCCUGAACUGCGGGGUCACACUCACACUGCUGGGGGUCCUGCUGCUGGGAGCGACGCGCCCGCGGGAAGCAGGAGCUUUUGAGAUCAGUCUGCCCCACGGGAGUGGCACCACAGUCCUGAUAAAGCCUGGCCCCUUCACCCUGCCAGUGAAGCCCUGUCACAUCAUCACUUCUGGAAAGUAUGUAACCACGCUGCCCAUCAAAUCCGGAGAAAGAAAGGACUUCUCCUUCACCUGCUCCAGCCCCCAGCAUCACUUUGUCAUUGAGGUCCAGAAGGAUGUCGACUGCAUGUCAGGCCCGUGUCCUUUCGGAGAGGUGGCGCUGCAGCCCCCAACAUCGGUGUUGCCCACCCUCAACCGAACUUUCAUCUGGGACGUGCACGCUCACAAGAGCAUCGGGCUGGAGCUGCAGUUCGCUCUGCCUCGCCUGAGGCAGGUAGGGCCAGGGGACAGCUGCCCAGAUGGAGUCACUCACUCCAUCAGCGGCCACAUCGAUGCCGCCGAGGUCAUGAUCGGAACCUUCUGCAGCAACGGCACCGUGUCCCGGAUCAAGAUGCAAGAGGGUGUCAAAAUGGCCUUACACCUGCCGUGGUUCCACAGCAGAAACGUCUCCGGCUUCAGCAUCGCAAACCGGUCAUCCAUAAAGCGACUGUGCAUCAUCGAAUCUGUGUUUGAGGGUGAAGGCUCGGCAACCCUGAUGUCUGCCAACUACCCGGACGGCUUCCCUGAGGACGAGCUCAUGACCUGGCAGUUCGUCAUUCCCGCGCACCUGCGGGCCAGCGUGUCCUUCCUCCACGUCAACGUGUCCAACUGCGAGAAGAAGGAGGAGCGGGUCGAGUACUACAUCCCAGGCUCCACCACCAACCCCGAGGUGUUCAAGCUGUCGGACAAGCAGCCCGGGAACAUGGCUGGGAACUUCAACCUCUCUCUGCAAGGCUGUGACCAAGACGCCCAGAACCCAGGGAUCCUCCGGCUGCAGUUUCAAGUUUUGGUCCAACGUCCACAAAACGAAAGCACUGUAACCUACGUGGUCGACCUGAGUAACGAGCCAACCAUGUCGCUCACCAUCGAGCAGAGGCCCCUUAAGCAGAGCCGAAGGUUUGUCCCCGGCUGUUUUGUGUGUCUGGAGUCUCGGACCUGCAGCACCAACCUCACCCUGACGCCUCGCUCCAAAUACAAGAUCUCCUUCCUUUGCGACGACCUGACGCGCCUGUGGAUGAGAGCAGAGACAACCUUGGGCUGCACGGAACAUCGGUACUGCCACAGGAGGUCCUUCUCCCUCCGGGUGCCAAGGGACAUCCUCCAGCUGCCCGUGCAGCUGCGCGACUUCUCCUGGAAGCUGCAGGUGCCCAAGGACAGGCUCAGCGCGGCCCUGGUGCCGGCCCAGAAGCUGCAGCAGCACACGCAGGAGCGCGUCUGCAACGCCAGCUUCAGCUACCUGGUGGCCAGCACCAGCCCGGGCCAGGACCUGUACUUCGGCUCCUUCUGCUCGGGAGGCGCCAUCGAGCAGAUCCAGGUGAAGCAGAACGUCUUGGUGACCCUGCGCACCUAUGCCCCCGGCUUCCAACAGGAGUUCUCCAAGCAGGGCCUGACCGUGUCCUUCAUCCCCUACUUCAAAGAGGAAGGGAUCUUCACGGUGACCCCGGAUAUGAAAAGCAAGGUCUACCUGAGGACCCCCAACUGGGAACAGGGCCUGCCGUCCCUGACCUCGGUGUCCUGGAACAUCAGCGUGCCCCCCAACCAGGCGGCCUGCCUGACCUUCAUGAAGGAGCGCACCGGCCUGGUCUGCCAGACGGGGCGUGCAUUCAUGAUCAUCCAGGAGCAGCGGACCAAGGCCGAGGAGGUCUUCAGCCUGGAGGAGGUGCUCCCCAAGCCUAGCUUCCGUCAUCACAACUUCUGGGUCAACAUCUCCAACUGCAGCCCUGUGAGUGGCAAGCAGCUGGACCUGCUCCUCCAGGUGUCGCUUACCCCGAGAACUACAGACCUGACCGUGGUCCUCAUCGCCGUGGUGGGAGGUGGCGCCUUCCUGCUGUUUGCCCUUGGAGUCACCAUUUGCUUUGUGAAAAAGAAUAGGAAAAAGAAGAAGAACAAGGGCCCGGCCAUAGGUGUCUACAAUGGCAAUGUCAACACCCAGAUACCGAUGCAGCCCAACAUGUUCCCGAAAGUGCCAAAGGACAGUGAUGCCCACGUGUACGCUGUCAUCGAAGACACCAUGGUAUACACGCAUCUGCUGCAGGAUUCCAAUGGGUCCUAUGUCCAGCCGGAGGUGGACACCUACCGGCCCUUCCAGGGCCCCACGGAGGACUGCCCUCCCUCCCCGCCCCUCCCAUGCUCCAGGGCCCCAACUGCAAAGUGGCCUGCAGAGGAGCCAUCCACUGGCUUCAGUCCUGAGCCUGAGAGUGAACCAUACACCUUCUCACACCCCAGCAACAGGAACACAGACAUUCCCUUCCUGGAUGCCCACGAGCCGGUCGAGACUGGGGAAUAACUUGGACCCAUCCCAAAGACAUUGCAUGAAGCAGGGCACUGAGACACCCUGUAGAGUGCCCGCCGGAAAUCCUAAAGAAAGAGGAAUUAAUGGAAGGAACAGCAGGAGGUUUUCCUGGACACCACCCACUUCUGAUUUCCUAGUGGACUUGUUCCAAUGAUGAAUUCGUUGGAAAUGAUUAAUUCUGGUCGGGAUCCGAUCAUCACAGCUCACGUCCUCAGGCUGGUUGUAAACCAGCCCGUAAUGAGAGAGGAAUACGAGUCACCCAGGUCAGGGUUACAACAUCACUGGAUUUGGAUUUGGACCUCCUUGGGGGGCCACUCUUCUGCCUACACACCUUCCUGACACUGCCGGACAGCGUACAAAAUGAUCCAGCCCACAGAAUCUUUUUUCAGACUUGAUCACUAACAUUUUAAAUGAUCAAAUGUUUACGUAACAGUCCAGAUCAUGAGAUCAGGCUGCGCGCGGGCUCACGGUCUCACCGGGCAGCAACACCACCUUGGGCUGGGCAUCGGGUCUACCAGUUCACCCCGGUCCCCACCACUUCCUGUGGCCGCCCACACUGAGGCUCUGUCUGCUGCGACUGGUCAGUGCCCUCGCAGAAUGGCUUCUCUCGUAAUGAAAUGAAAAGUUUGGGAACUGUAUCUCGUAUCGAAUGAGACGACGGGCCUGGAGGCUGGCGUGUGCUUCGGGAAAGUUCUCUUACACACGGGCCACGCCCCUCGUUUAGUGUAAGGACCCGCCCAGCUCCUGCAGUUUGCCUCUGUGGCCCUGUGGAGGAGACGGACUGUGUCAGAGCUGUGAGCACAGCCCCACGUUCAGCGUUUCUGUGGCAACACCUCCUGUGACAAGUGCACUCCUUUGAGUUCAGAGAAUUCGUUCUCCUUGGAAACGCAGCAGCAGGACUUGUUCACGUGCCCCUUUGCCUCCAUGAAAAGGAGUUUUGCAAUCUCCUUAAUGGUGUGUAUUCUACAGCCUCUUGAACUCUUUCCAAAAGGAAGAGUGUUGCGUGUGUGUGGUUUGCUCUUCCACUGGGCCCUGGGUGCGGCCUGGGGCACCUUCCUCUUCCGGAAGGCUGGCUCCUGACCUGACCUGCUGCCAGACCCCUCCACUCAGGCCGGAGAGAGCUGUGGCUUCCUUCUCUCGACUGGAAUUGCGUCAUUUAAAAUCACCAGUGAAGCCCUAGUCCUCCGUUCUCUGCCUUCCCCAACCUGGCCUCUUCUGAGGCUCACCGGGUUGGUGCUCUGCCCUCUUCUCCAGAGUGUGGCUGGUCGUCUUUGGCGUGGCUGUCGUCGCACAUAUCACCCUGAACGCAAGGGUCCCACGUGGCCAUUUACUUUUCGCCGAGAACUCAGAAUCGCAGGCCCGCGUGCUGUCCUGAGACCUCAGGUGGAUUUCCGAGUCUGAAGAUGUGCCUCCCGGAAGGUGCUGGCCCGACGUGCUCCGGGCUCUUUAACGCUCAGGCCCUGCUCAUGUGAAAUAUUUCAGGUGACCAGAAACCAGUAGACGCAGUUGAAACCCACGUGUGCAGCGCCGUGUCUUCACUCCAAGGCUGCCGAUGCCCGGGCUGCUCUCCCCAUCUGCCAGGCCUGUGAGGAGCCGGCUCAGGCAGGACCGACGGACGUGCAGCCCUGCACAGGGCAAUGUCUCAGGAAGAGAAGGGGGAAGCGUGGUCCAUGGGACAGGGUCUCGGGCAGCGUGGUCCAUGGGACAGGGUCUCGGGCAGCGUGGUCCAUGGGACAGGGUCUCGGGCAGCGUGGUCCAUGGGACAGGGUCUCGGGCAGCGUGGUCCAUGGGACAGGGUCUCGGGCAGCGUGGUCCAUGGGACAGGGUCUCGGGCAGCGUGGUC
This is a messenger RNA of Molossus molossus (Pallas's mastiff bat), 4405 nucleotides long. RefSeq names its product CUB domain containing protein 1 (gene CDCP1). Bases 64 to 2556 code for a protein of 830 amino acids. The transcript is spliced from 9 exons. The record is from RefSeq and is a predicted model, not a curated record. Lineage: Eukaryota; Metazoa; Chordata; Mammalia; Chiroptera; Molossidae.